Dentiscutata heterogama is the source of this 1111-nucleotide messenger RNA. The record is from the annotation of a GenBank genome assembly. NCBI's taxonomy places the organism in Eukaryota, Fungi, Glomeromycota, Glomeromycetes, Diversisporales, Gigasporaceae.
UUUAAAAAAAGAUUCUACUUGUGAUAAACAUUCUAAACACUUCGCAAUAUCCAAGUUCAUGUCUUACAUUAAUCGUAACAAAAUACCUACAGAUGAAAAGAAAGAAGUGGGCUAUAUGUCAAAACAACCACCUAAGCUACCUGGCUACGUGUUAGGUUGGGAAUGGGUUAUAUAUCCGCUUCAGGCAGAUGGAAAAGAUAUGCAAAUGUUUUGGGCAAGAGUUGAACAAGUGGAAGUCCAGUUUGCUGUUAAUCAAUCUUUUGCAGGAAAUAAGGCAAAUGAAAUUUUGAAUGAAAUGAAAUUAAAUUUUAUAUCAAAUCAGAAGAAUGAGAGAAAAAAUUUAGCGAAUUCGAUGAUAAAUAAUAAUAGUAUUGCUAUUUCUCCAAGCAGUUAUAAAAAGGUUAGGCAUUCUGUAGCCACUUCCUCUUCUACACGAUUACAAAACCCUGAUAAAUCUGCAGCAUAUACCAGGAUUUAUGAACAUUGUCCAUAUUAUUUUUUAUUUUUUACAAGUUCAGAGAGUGAAUCUGGUAAAAAUGACAAAUCAGAUAAAGAUGAAGAUGCUAUAUUCUUUGAUAUUAAUACAAUUUCAUUUGAUGAUUAUUUAAAUCAAAAUAGAAUAAAAUCUGGAUGGAAACUGAAAGAUGGUCGACCGAUUGUUGAUAUUCUUAACACUAAAACUGCUGAUGCUAUGAAAUUAAUUUUAGAAAAGAAUAAAAAAGAAAAAACACAAUUUAUGAAGAGUGUUAUCCAACUGAGUUUUUCCUUAAUUAUUGAUUUAUCUUCUGAGUUUGAAAAUAGAAUGUUUAUCUGGUUUGGCCAAGACUGGGUAGAUAUUAAAAGAAAGGUUUACAAAAUUGUUAAUAUGAAACUACUUGUCUUUGAAGGAGAAAUAAAAAAUAUUAUUGAUACUAUUGAAGAGGAAGGUGUUCUUGACAACUUCUUAAAAGAAAAUUUGUCAAAUGAGGAUGUCCCGGAUUCAAAAAUAUUAGGCAUUCAAUUUUCUGCUCGAAUUACAAUUGCUCUUAAUCCCUUUGAAUUAAAUGAUGCAUCACAAGUUAUAAAGCCAUUUAAGAUUAAAAUAGAGUUUCUGUCAUAUAUGCGUAUCUAG